Messenger RNA from Marchantia polymorpha subsp. ruderalis, 1560 nucleotides. NCBI's taxonomy places the organism in Eukaryota, Viridiplantae, Streptophyta, Marchantiopsida, Marchantiales, Marchantiaceae. The record is from the annotation of a GenBank genome assembly.
UGAGGAGGACUGGGAGGAGAAACCAGGUUUGACCUAUGCCAAAUCGAUUACCAGGUUGGGGAAUUAACCGCAGUUGACUUUACUCUCUACUGUGGCAAUUCUUGGACGCUUGCGCAGAUGAGGAGAGCCACCCAGUCGGCCUACGGCGAGAGAGUUCACUGCAAAGGCUCUGGUAUCGAACUUCCACGUUCUGGUCCCUGCUCAAGUUUGAAUCUUACGAGAUUCUUCGUUUCUUCUUCUUCCAUCCUAGGGCCUCGUCAGAGUGCCGUUUUUAUUCGCUAGUAGCCAUGACUUGAGAGAAUAAACAGAGGAAUAAACAGAGCUACCUCUGUGAUCGUAGCUGCCUUCGUCGGAGGGGUUGCCUUCUGCCAUAGCCAGAGCAAUAGAUUCUCAUUCUUCAGCCAUCUGAAGUUUAAACAACGUGUGUGUGUGUGUGAGAGAGAGAGAGAAAAGACGACAGCAGCAGCAGGUCGAGCUAGUUGAGAUAUGGUGAAUUCAAUCGUGAAAGCGUAUCUGGUAGCGUACAAUGCAGCUCAAGCUGUAGGGUGGUUGGUGGUGCUCUCAAAGUUAGGGCAGAGCUAUGUGGACACAGGAGACUUCAAUCACGCAUUCGUAGCAGCAGGCAAUCUUGUGCGGGCUCUGCAGCUGGCUGCCUUCUUGGAGUUUCUCCAUGCUUCUUUCGGGUUGGUCCGAAGUGGGGCCUUGACGAGUCUUAUGCAGUGGGGAGGAAGGACCCAUGUUUUGCUGGCGGUUAUUGCUAAACUUCCUGAAGCUCAAGUGUUGCCCUCCGUCUUCAUCGUCUUCACAGCGUGGUCCAUUUCAGAGGUAAUUAGAUACCCACAAUAUGCACUUAGCAGUCUCGGAGCAUGCCCAAGGUGGCUGCUGUGGCUGAGGUACACAGCUUUUAUUCUCCUAUAUCCUGCAGGAAUAUAUGGUGAGAUGAACGCCAUGUACAUCUCCUUGAAACCCAUCGCUGACAGGCAGCUCUAUUCUGGUAUCUUCGGCCAGCUUCUGCCUUUCACCUAUGACAAGUUCGUACUCGGACUGCUCAUUGCUUACCCUUUUCUGUUUGUAAUUCUUUUCCUCCAUAUGUUCAAGCAACGACGAUCGAAGUUGAGCGUCAGGUCUAGUGCAAAUCGCAGAACGAGCAAGGGCAAGGGUAAACGCAGAGACUAGUUCAUACUACGUAGGAGUUUUAGAGCGGAGCAGAGUAGUACCAAGUAGAGCUUAGCAAGAGCUGGCAUAAACCAGGUGAAUGAAGGGCAAUGCCCCGCGGAUUGUGUAGUCACUAAGGUGUUGUAAAUGAGUGGUUUUGAUGUUGAAUUGGAUUUCCAACUUGCCCUUCUCCCGUGUGCUGAAGUGGAUGAGAGGAGGAAGAACCCAAUAUCAAGCCCUCGCUGGAGACCUUGUCUCGGUACUAGUGUUUGGUGGAGGUGGAUGUUUUACGGGAUGAGAAGUGAUCCCAGAAUGUAAGUUUAGAAAAACCCAAACUUCUAACUUCCUGGUCACCAGAAAAUGUACUUUGUUUCUACUCUCUAUAUUAGUCUCUUGCAUUUUGGU